Pogona vitticeps (central bearded dragon) is the source of this 4567-nucleotide messenger RNA. It is a transcript of the gene CLTB, whose product is annotated as clathrin light chain B. The record is from RefSeq and is a predicted model, not a curated record. NCBI's taxonomy places the organism in Eukaryota, Metazoa, Chordata, Lepidosauria, Squamata, Agamidae. Gene Ontology annotation, biological process: clathrin-dependent endocytosis; intracellular protein transport. Gene Ontology annotation, molecular function: structural molecule activity; clathrin heavy chain binding. Gene Ontology annotation, cellular component: clathrin coat of trans-Golgi network vesicle; postsynaptic endocytic zone cytoplasmic component; clathrin coat of coated pit.
CGAAGAGGGCGCCUCCUCCUCCUCCUCCCUUCGCCUUUGCCGGAGAUCGCCUCGGAGGCUCCUCCUGUCGCCGCCGUGACCGCCGCCGCCUCCGAGCCCGCGGUUCCCUCUUUGUGGCGGAUCGGCGACGGCGGCAGCAGCAGCAGCAGGAGCCCGCGGGGACCGGAGGCGCCCAUCCCUGAGCGACGGGGAGGCCCGGGAAGGAGGAGGAGGAGGAGGAAGAGGCGAGGUAGAAGACCCGAGCGCCCAACAUGGCUGAUGAUUUUGGCUUUUUCUCCUCCUCGGAGAGCGGGGCCGCCGAGGCCGCCGAAGAGGACCCGGCCGCCGCUUUCCUGGCUCAGCAGGAGAGCGAGAUUGCGGGCAUCGAGAACGACGAGGGCUUCGGCACGGCCGACGGGGCCGCGGGAGGCGUCAGCCUGGAGGCGGGCGAUGCCUCGGCUGAUAUGAAGAGCACAGGGGCCACCGUGAAUGGAGAUGUAUUUCAGGAAUCCAAUGGACCCACAGAUGCCUACGCAGCUAUUGCCAGAGCAGACCGGUUGACACAGGAGCCUGAAAGCAUUCGUAAAUGGCGAGAAGAACAAAAAAAGAGACUGCAAGAGUUGGAUGCUGCUUCCAAGGUGUUAGAACAGGAGUGGCGUGAAAAGGCUAAAAAGGACUUAGAAGAGUGGAACGUGCGGCAAAAUGAGCAGAUGGAGAGGAACCGGGUCAACAACAGGAUUGCUGACAAAGCCUUUUACCAGCAGCCGGAUGCCGAUGUGAUUGGCUACGUAGCCUCUGAAGAAGCAUUCCUGAAGGAGUCCAAGGAAGAGACACCUGGCACUGAAUGGGAGAAAGUGGCCCAACUCUGUGACUUCAAUCCCAAGAGCAGCAAACAGUCAAAAGAUGUCUCACGCAUGCGCUCAGUGCUGAUCUCCCUCAAACAGACACCCCUGGCGCGCUAGCCUAGCUGAAGAGGGGCUGGGGCUGGGACAAGGACGCAGAUUGCUCUUUGGCCAGCAGGUUUAGCUGCAGCACAAGCUUAGACGGCCACCAGUAAGGAGGACACAAAAGCAUCCCAUCCCUGCUCUUUCUUCUUUCCCCUUGAUAUGUUUGUGUCACUCUGGUUGGGUGGAUGCCUGCCUGCCUGUACCCCUUCCCUUGAUUUUACUUUGCUUUAAAAGGGUGCAUUGGUUUCUUUUGACAUAUAUUUAUUAAGGUGUGGUUCCUUGGCAACUGCCCUCUUCAAUUUCCACACCUGCCGCCUUCAGGUAAGGCCACUUCUUGUUGCGGUAUUGGGGGCAUUUAUAAGGUUCCCAGUUUUCAAGGUCUGGCCCCUGUAUUGUGUCAGAUGUGGCCAAUAUAUAGUAGGUAAAACAAUUCAUCUUUCCACUGUACGAGACCUUCAAGGCAGCACCAAACUGGAGCUUACACCUGCGAGCAGGAUUCCCACAUUUGACUUCUCAAUCUGCAGCUGUUUGUAAUCCCAGCAGUGAGUGGUGACUCUUAGAAGCUGCUUACAAGGGAGUGAGUUGGAACUUGGUACCACUUCCCACAGUUGGUAUGUGACAACUUUGGCACAGCUGGGAAAGGGUAUCAGUUAGGAAGUGAACCCUUCAGGAGGAAGCGUGCAAAAGGAAGAGAGUCCUGUUGAAAACUGAAGUCACUCUAGACUUGGGGUAUUGCAGUGGUAAUGAACAGUCUGAAAGUGAGGUCUUUGUGAAUUCCUGAGAGAGUCAUGGGGAGAAGAGAAGCCACACCAAGCCAUCACACUCUUCAGUAAGGACUAGUUCCACUGAAUAUAAUGCUCUUUCUCCUAAUUGUAAGAUACCACUGGAUUUAAUAACGUGUAUAAGCUUAAGUGAGUAAGGAGAAUACAGAAGAUGAUCCCAUGCAGGUUGCAUUAUUACAUACAAACAGAAACACUCCUCAAGUGGGGUUAUUCCACAUUUGCUUAGGAGACAUUAAAUGCAAGGGUAUGAUGUUGGAUGAAUUGGAUUUUCUUGUGAGUGCUUUUCAGACUGACAAGUGGCAGGAAAGGGGUGUUGCUUCACUCGGGAUAAUUUGUCACUGGCCAGGCUUGUGGGGCAUCUUUUAGGCAUUAGACAAACCAAGGCCAAUUCUCUUACAAUCCGUAUCCACGGAAGCAAGGUACCCAGUUCGAACAUAGUAACUUAUAAGACACUCCUGUGCAUGUUUACUUGGAAUUAAGUGUCACAGAGGUAGUGAGGUUGACUCCUCUCUAUGUGCACCUAGGGUUCCAUCUUUUCAGCAUUUGAUACAUUUUGUCUGGAAGCUGAUUCUCCAAACCAUUUGACCUUUGAGAUGUUUUUGGCUUAUAACUUCCGUUAGUCCUAACCAGCAUAGCCAGUGGUGAGAGACUGUAGAAGAUACAACACAGAAACAUCUGGAGGGCCAUAGUAGCCCAUCCCUGCUUUAAACAUUCAGAGAUUUACUGGUGUUAGCCUGUUGCUGCUAAUGUCCUUGUUCCCAUGACAGUCUCCCACCCCAGCUAACAGGCAGGAAACAGCUAUAGCCAAUUCCACUGAGAAGAACCCACUCCCCCAGGUUCUGUGUGAGCAAGCAAUGACUAUAAUUUUUCUCCUUUCCAUAUUAUAUUUGACUCCUGCAGUCUCCUCUUUUGUAAUUGAAGGAAAGCUAAUACAUUGCUCCAGAUUCUCCUUUGGAUGCAUGUUCUGAUGCAAUGGUGCACUUGGAUUCCUUAAUGAAGAUUCUGUAACUUAAGCAAAUGUAUAGGGAGUCAUCCUAACUUCAAAUACACAAGUCUUUAAGAGAACAAUGGCUAGGUAUAGCUGUGAGAUGACUUGGGGAGUACAUGCUUUGAGGAAUUUGGAAUGCAUAGACAGGUAGGAAGAUCUGGACUUCCAGUUUGAUAUUUAUUUUUGGUGUACUGGGGCUGAAAUUAAUCCGUUAAAAAUAGCUAUGAGUCAGUUGUGUGAGACCUCUGGCUCUAGAUAUGUGGGAUUACAAAUCCUACAAUCCUUUACCUUUGGUCAUGGUGGCUGGGGCUUCUGAAAACAAGUACACAACCUGCCAUAAGCACAACAUAGAUUAGCUAGGUUCAUUUCCUUGUGUAAGUUGGUUUCAAAGGGAGCUGCUUUUCUUUUUCCUUUAUACAUGUUUGUUGCUUAAUACCGGGAUGACAACCAUGAUCCUCCAGAUGCUUUUAGCGUAACAUUCCUAUUAGUAAUGUAGGCAUAGCCACUGGUUAGAGAUCAAGGGUGCUGCAAACCAAAACAAUCUGGAGGGGCAGAGUCCCUUAACCCCAUUUUGAUGGAUUCCAUUUAUCAUGCAUUUGCUGUGCUCAUUUUUGCACAGUGAAGCAUUUACAAGAAAAACAUCUAAAAAGAAAAUGAAAGUUCCUAUUCCAGUGAAUAUUUUGAGCGGUUUCCCUGAUAUGUUAACUUGGAAUUUUCCACAAAUAGGCUAUGUCUCAUUAGUGCUUCAUCCUGCAAAAAUAUUUUCUAUAAUUGAAGUCAUCCCAUGCCAGGAUCAGACAGCGUGUAGCUUCCUAGAUGAUGUCAGCCCUAACCAGGAUUUCAGCAACAUCCAGAAGGUUAAACAUUGCUCUGUCCUGCUUCACAGUACCGAGAAAGUUUUUUUCCAUAGGAAUGGGCAACUUGGAUUUAAAAAAACAACAACUACAAUUUAAGAUAUUCCCUUACCCUUGGCUGUGCUGCCUACAGUUGAUGGAAGUUUUAGGUCAAAAACUACUGGACGGUCUCACUUAUGUACCCCUGGCAUAGGGGAAAGGCCCUUUCAGAUACGUUAUUUCAUUCACAGCCCUAGAUUUGAAGAUUACACACAUGCAGGGCACCAGCUUUGUAGUAUGUAGGCAUCUUUGCAAGACAGGGCUCUGUACGUCUCACAUCCCCCCCCCCAAACCCAUAGUAAAUCCUUCUCUUGCAUGUCUUGGGCCUUGACCUGUUGGUUAAAGAUACAUUGAUCUGAAAUGUAACAUUUGCAGUACUUGCACUACAUCUAACUUUUCUGGGCCACCAAUAACUUGGAAACAGAAAUGUGGAAAAAAACUAAGACUACAUUGAUGAGUUUUCAUUCUAGGGAUGUUCUGGGUAUUUAUUAUUUAGAGGUGAAAGCUGGUAACGAAUAAUCUAUAUUCAAACCUUAAGUGACAAGACUAAGUCAAAGAUCUCAGCUGCCAGGCCAGUGGUGGCCGCAUUUUCCAUUGUCAGCUACAGAGAGGUUUGUAACCUAGAGAUAACAGCCUGAUUACUAUCUGGGAGUCAGCAGUGACCUGUGCAACCACUGCAACCUGUGGAAAUGUUUUUCACUUAUUCUGACAUUUAGUUCUGGGUUGACAUUUGCGCUGGCAUCUAGAAGCAAGAAACAUCCUCUGCUUGGAAUUGCCCAGCCAGCCCCUGGUUUUACCACCACUCCAUCUUGUGUCCAAACUUAUGGCGAGGCAGCAAGCUGGGGUGUCACUGGGGGAGGGCAGAAACUUUGUGCAGCGCUGCCUUCACCCAUUCCACUACCCCCAGCUUUAAAAUCUGUGAAUCUGUUAGCCCACCUACUAUUAAUAAACUACCACUGCUCCUGAGACAAAGGGUCA